UUAGCCUCAUAACAAGUUCAUAUCAAAAAAAAAAAAAAAGAAAAGAAACUAUUAUUUUUUAUAAAAGAAACAAAAUUAUCUAAUGAUGAAAUUAUUUUUAACUUUCGUUAUUUUCUUUUCACUUAUUCAAAUAUCAACAAUUUUUGCAGCUGAUUUUAGUUACAGCGGGACUACAGGACCAGCAUUUUGGGGUAAUUUCAACGAAACGUGUCUUAAGGGAAAAAAUCAAUCACCAAUUGAUAUUCCUUACAAUGAAUUUAUAAAAUUUAGUAAACCUGAUGAUGUAGAAUUUCAUGAUGCUCAUGAUGUUGUCAUUGAAAAUAAGGGUCAUACUAUUGAAAUUUCAAAAAAUUUGGACGCCAAAUUGAAAAUUAAAGAUAAUGAAUAUAAUUUAUUACAAUUUCAUUUUCAUACCCCUUCUGAACAUCGUGUUAAUGGAAAAUAUUAUGACGUUGAAGCUCAUUUUGUUUUCACUGAUACAAAAGACAACCUUUCUGUUAUCGGAGUCUUUUAUGAUGUUUCCGAUCGACGAAAUAGAUUUUUUGAUCCAAUUAUUUACAAUAUUCCUGAUGAAAAUGCUAAAAAAACGAUCGAUUUUAUUAAACUUUCUUCAGUAAUAGAAGAUAUUAAUUGGAUGAACUCGACUUAUAACUAUUUUGGAAGUCUUACCACGCCUCCAUGCUCAGAAGGCGUCAACUGGUGGGUCGCUUAUCCCGUUCAGCCAAUCGGAAAAAAUCAAUAUUUAAAACUUCGGGAUGCUAUGGGUUUUAAUUCACGUUAUACUCAAGUGAGAAACGGGGAAUAGUGAAUUAUGAUAACCUGUAAUAUUAUGAUAAUAUGAUGAUGAUAUUUUUAUGUAAUAGAUCACAAAUAAUUAUUUAUAAAGUAAUAAAGGGCCAUUUGUAAAUCACGUGAUUUUAAUAA
Rhizophagus irregularis DAOM 181602=DAOM 197198 is the source of this 924-nucleotide messenger RNA. RefSeq lists its product as uncharacterized. Gene Ontology annotation, molecular function: carbonate dehydratase activity; zinc ion binding. The record is from RefSeq and is a predicted model, not a curated record. NCBI's taxonomy places the organism in Eukaryota, Fungi, Glomeromycota, Glomeromycetes, Glomerales, Glomeraceae. Gene Ontology annotation, biological process: one-carbon metabolic process.